This is a messenger RNA of Populus nigra (black poplar), 964 nucleotides long. RefSeq names its product translocator protein homolog. NCBI's taxonomy places the organism in Eukaryota, Viridiplantae, Streptophyta, Magnoliopsida, Malpighiales, Salicaceae. The record is from RefSeq and is a predicted model, not a curated record. The transcript has a single exon. Gene Ontology annotation, cellular component: membrane.
AGCACCUCCCCUCCCCCGCGCCUCCAGCAUCGUCACCACGCCCUGAGCUAGUCUAUUCUGAGCAUGGAAGACCAAAUCUCUUUGUGCCCUUUUGUCAGCCACGUGUUACCCUUCUUCUCCACUUCUUUCCACCUCGUUCGCCCACGUAUCACUCAUCUUCCUCCUCACCUGUACAAAAUGACCCAAAAAAAAGACACAUGCAUGGCUCUUCUUUAAAACAGCCUCCCCUUGAAUUUAAAUUCCUCCCAUAACAUCUCUCUCUAUUUCUCUGUCUAAAUUUCUGUCAAUCUAAUUCAGAAAUGGACUCCCAAAAUGCUAAACAGCGUAUCAGAGACACAGACUACGAUCCCAACAUCUCCAACCCCGCCAAGAGCAAAGACAACAGCUAGACCGUAAGACUCAAACGUGAAAAGAGAGUAGCUGUGGCCAAACGUGGAAUUAGAUCACUAGCCAUAGCCGUUGCUCUUCCUCUGUCCUUGACCAUCUCUAACCUGUAUUUCUUCGGCACAACUAGGGGCUACGGAACGAGGACUGGGAGUAUAUCUAUGCCCUUCUGGUUCCCACCUCCGUGGGCCUUGCACUUGACCUGCAUGACUUCGAGUUUCUUGAUGGGACUCUCGGCCUGGCUUGUUUGGGCUGAAGGCGGAUUCCACAGGAACCCAGCGGCUCUCUAUCUUUACUUGGCUCAGCUAGGCUUGAGUUUGGCUUGGGACCCGAUUGUGUUUCGGAUGGCAGCGCCGUGAGUUGGGUUGCUAGUUUGUUUAGCUACGUUUGGGGCUCUUGUUGGAUGCUCUCGACAGUUCAAAGAGGUGAAUCCCAUUGCAGGCGAUCUGGUUAAGCCCUGUUUGGCAUGGGCUUCGUUUUUAGCCAUUGUAAAUCUUAAGCUCCUUUUUCUUUGAAAAGUUAAUAGGACACCGGUGUUCGUAUAUAUUUGUAGUUUAAUUCUAUAAAACUUUUGUCAAAA